CACACACACACACCGCUGGAGCUCGGUGAACCUUUCCUGUUCUUCACGAGAUGAAGGAGUUUGUGUCCGAGAUGACGCGUCUCCAUUAAUGAUGGAUGACAUGAACAGACGAGAGUGGAUCACAUCCGCACACACACCCCUGGGUGAAGACAGCUGUCCUGCUGAUCGAGCUCCUAAAGGUCUCAUCGGUGCAGCAGAUGUUGUGCAUGCUCCUCCUCCUCGUCCACUGCGCCUUAAACCAGGAUGUAAAGGACCCGCCAUCAACAGAAACCUCAAACCUGGGAGACUGCCGAAGAGUUCCUCAGAUGGGCAAUUGGACUUGAUGGGAUCUGCUGACAGGGCCCCGGCAGCCCCGCAGAGGCCGGUGAGAUCAUUACCCAGAGAUCACCUUCAUUUACCACCCCCACCAGUACAGGCCACCACUAACUAUCCUAACCAGUUUGAUGAGUCUCCUCCAUCCAGACCAGCACCAACGUCACCACAACCCAGAUCGCACAACAACAGACCCGCGUGGACACACUCCAGUCCCAGUGAGCAAGAGAAUGUUAAAACACCAUCAUCUGCAAGUCACACGCCUCACAGGUUUUCUCUGGAUCUGGACUCUCAGGAUUUGGACAGCUUCUGUGAGAGCGAGAGGAGCUUGUUCGAUUCACUCGUGAGGAAGCAGCAGCAUCACGAAUGGCCUCCUGCUAAAGGAGAAACCGACAGCAGCUUCACCAACCACAGCAAACCUGCGCAGUCUGUCCUGCAGGGAUUGGCGGAUCAGAACUGGUAUGUUGGUGCGGUUAGUCGCGUGGACGCUGAACACGCUCUUCACCUGGUCAACCGGGAAGGAGCCUUUCUAGUGCGCGACUGCUCGAAGAACACUACCUAUGAGCCCUGGGUCCUCGCUGUGUUUUACGACAAAAGAGUGUUUAACAUUCAGAUCCGCUUCAGUGAUGAAAUCAGCAAAUACACUCUGGGAACGGGCCUGAGAACCAAUGACAGGUUUGACUCGGUCACUGACAUCAUCAAGUUCCACUCCAUUUUUCCCAUCGUUCUCAUCGACGGCCGGAAAUCCUCCGCGGCAGCCAAUCAGAGGAGGCAGUGUGUGCUGAUGUACCCAAUCACAGCGCAGGACCUGACCGAGCUGUUGAAAUAAGAGCAAAUACAAACGACCCACAACAUCUACGGGACGUUUAACGGACAUUUUAGCUUUAUAAGACAUUUUUAGUGACGUUAGACUGGUACAGACUCAACAAAAGAGCCAAAGAGCUCAUCUGAUAGAACGAAGAUAAAUCAAAUGUUUAAUAAUGUGGAUGUGUAGCAAUCAAAUAUCUAAAGGAUUCAAUAUUUUUGGCAUUUUAAAACACUCAUGUAAAGUGCAUGUGAGUGUUUGGCCGAAUGCAGACACACAACAACCAUUUUUCCAGAAACGUUUAAUCCAUUUCAGUUUUUAUUUAAUCACACUUAUUUUUUUGGCCUUAUGUAUAAUUUAAAAAUAAAUAUUAUGCUCCAGAAGCCUCGGAACGAUGUACAGAUUAUAGUUUGAGUUAAACUCAUGACACACGUUUAGUUUCUUGUUGAACAGUUUUAGAUUUAAAAACGAGCAGAUGCCUUACAGUUCAGCUGUAACUUUACAUAACGGUAAGAGUAAUAAAAGAAGUCAGUUUACUGGUUUGAUCAUUUGAGGUAGAUUUACAAAGAUUAACACAUCAAACUGUCUCGACUGUUUACGGGACAUUUUACAAAAGGAACAUUAUGUUGGAUGUACACACUUGGACAGCGAGUGUGUGUGAAUGUGUGCUGUAAAAUACUGAGUCCAUAUACGCAAACUUUUUUUUGUUUGUUUGUUUGCAAAAACACUUUUACUGUACGUCAUAUGUUUGAAUUUCACAAAUGACAAAGCCUCACCCAACAAAGACCAUGUGUGCAAUUGUGGAUUCAAACCAAACCCAAACACCACCCAUGAAUCACUGCACACCAAUCAGAAAAGAUUCACUUCAAUACUGAGGCUUGUGUACUCAUAAAGAUUAAAAA
Molecule: messenger RNA, 2019 nt
Organism: Sinocyclocheilus grahami
Lineage: Eukaryota; Metazoa; Chordata; Actinopteri; Cypriniformes; Cyprinidae
Product: cytokine-dependent hematopoietic cell linker
Exons: 17
Coding region: 89-1141 (350 amino acids)
Biological process (GO): cell surface receptor protein tyrosine kinase signaling pathway; intracellular signal transduction
Source: RefSeq, a predicted model, not a curated record